AUGGACACCUUACCUCAUCAUCUCCUCGACGAGAUUCUCUUCAGAAUAGACCACAGAUCUCUGGCCAUGAUACAAUGCACAAAUAGAUCUCUUCAAUCUCAUAUAUCCAAAACCCCUAACUUUGCAUCCGAAUACUUUUCUCGGAUCAGAUCAAGUUUGCUAUACAUAGCAACCCAUGGCUGCCCUUUGAUCUGCUACCACCUCUACGGUGAUUCUAGGUCACCGCGAACAGUAGAAACCUUGACGCAGUGUCACAUUUUAGGCUAUUGCUCUGGCCUUCUUCUACUCUUCCUUAAUAAAAAUCUCUGCGUCGCAAAUCCUCUCACAAAGAAGUUUCGUUUUUUGAAUCACUCUAGGUCAAAGUUUUUCCCUACGGAUUUUACUCUUCGAGGAGGUCGUCAACAAGUCAUCGGGUUCGCCGUUGAUCAGACUGAUCGAACCACCCCGAGUUUCAAAAUCGUCAACAUAAAAGAGGGAGCUGUUCACUGGCUAAGAAAUGACGGAUCUAUCGUAGCUUUCAACCUAAAAACAGAGAAAGCACGACUAAUUCCGAUUAGAUUCCCCAAAGAACUUUGUUUAAAAACGUUGUUCACAGCCGUAGAUAAUAAUUUAACCUUGAUAUCGGCGACGGAAGAAGUCAUUUACGUUUAUGCCUUCCAUAACAUUCUUAGUGAUCCCAAGUGGGUCCUCGUGAAGCAAAUUCGGAACGGGGUACUGGACGAGAAGAGGCUAUAUAGUUGGUACGUGGAGGCUUACGAUGGAAAGUCUUUAGUGUUGAGGGAGACAAUAUUGAAGAAGGACUAUUAUAACAAGCAUCUGAAGCAAGUACUUCAUGGGUACGACCUGAGAGCUAAUAAGUGGGAAGUCAUAGGUUCGAUUCCAGAGUGGUCCCCUUCAGGUCUAGACUUUUAUCAGUUUACACCGUCGCCUUCUUCGGUGAUAGGACUUGAUGACAAGGAGGGGGAAGAGAUAUUGGCUUGUGAUGAUAAACGUAUCCCUUCUGUAAACGCCAUUAUGAGACUGAUUUAUGGAAUCUCAUGA
Arabidopsis thaliana (thale cress) is the source of this 1041-nucleotide messenger RNA. Its product is annotated as F-box family protein. The transcript has 2 exons. Bases 1 to 1041 code for a protein of 346 amino acids. The record is from RefSeq and is marked reviewed. NCBI's taxonomy places the organism in Eukaryota, Viridiplantae, Streptophyta, Magnoliopsida, Brassicales, Brassicaceae.